AUGAAUUCAUUUACCUCUGUUAAUGUAAUCGAUAAAAUACAACAAAAAAUAGAAUGUAUUGAUACAUGGGAGUUUAGAGGUGUAAAGAGACUUUUACUUGGUACUUAUGAAGGUUAUGUAUUGAUAUAUGAGGUCACUGAAAGACCAAAUGUAUCAAUUAAACUUGUUGAUACAAAACAAUUAUCAAGAAAACCAAUUCAACAAAUGACAGUAUUGGAACCAUACAAUAUGUUGGUGAUCUUGACAGAUGGUGAUCUCAAAGUAUUUGAUUUGGUGAAUGGAUUUUCACAAAGAACACCAUUGACCAAGGCAAAGGGAUGCAAUGUGUAUGCCGUCGCUCAAAACGGAUCUUCACUCAGUCUCUGUGCAGCUGUCAAGAAAAAGUUGAUGUUGUACAAUUGGGAUGGCACUGAUUUCCUCGAGUCUAAAGAGUUUAACAUACCAGAUAUCACCAAAGCAUUGGAUUAUCGUGGCGACUCGAUUGUCGUUUGUUUCAAAAAGGCUUAUAAUAUUAUCAACACCAUCGAUGGUAGUGUUCACAAUGUUGAUACUGAAAAAAUAUCAUUUGCUACCUUUUUCCAAAACAAUGAAUUUUUAAUUGUAAAGAAUAAUAUGUCAUUCUUUAUAAAUACAGAUGCAGUACCGACAAGAAAAUAUGCAUUAACAUGGUCAGAUUCACCAACCAAUUUGACGAUUUACUAUCCAUUUGUACUUUCGAUUGAAGCACGUCAAGUGGAGAUUCAGAUUGUUCCAGAGUCCAAGACAAACUCCAAGGCCAUUUCACAGACACUCUUUAUUAAUGGUGGUAAGGCGAUCACGUCGAAAAAGGAUAUCUACGUGGCCUCCAACUCUACCGUGUGGAGACUUGUACAGGUUCCCAUCCUCGAACUGGUCGAUCAGUUGGUCACCAACUCAGAGUUUGAAACAGCCAUCAACGUACUCACAAAUUCACCAGACACUUUGCCAGGCAAGCGCGACAAGUUGUCCAAGAUCAAAAUCUCGGCUGCCUAUCAUCAAUUCUCAAGAGAGCAAUACAUCAGUGCUAUGGAACUCUUCCUCAGUGCUUCAUUUGAUCCUCUCAAAGUCAUUUCACUCUUUCCUGGUUUCCUUCCACAACUUCUUCAAGAAAAACUUUCAGUUCCAAUUCAAACAAAAGAUCUUGAAAAAAAUGAAGAUGCAUUGGGAGCAUUGGAUGCAUUUUUAGUUAGUAUUAGAAAAGAAUUACAGAAACCAGAUAGACCACCAUAUAAUUUAAAUCCACCUGAAUUACACAACUCUGGUUAUGAUCUUCCAACAUUGAUUGAUACCACUUUGCUCAAAGUCUAUAUCAAAUUAAAACCAAAUUUGAUAUCAGUCUUUUUCAAUCUCAAAAACAGUUUACACAUUGAAGAGACUCAACGAGUGUUGAUUGAAGAAAAGAAGUUUACAGAACUCGUUACAUUCUAUCAAUCCAAAGCUAUGCAUCGUGAGGCUCUUUCAUUGUUGGUCAAGAAUAGUGGACCAAAGGAAACCAUUGCCUAUCUCUGUACAUUAGGAAAACAACAUAUAACCAUUAUUUUGGAACAAUCUAAAUGGGUACUUCAAUCUUGUCCUGAUGAAGCUUUAUUAAUUUUCACAACUGAAAGAAAAGAAAAAGAUGAAUUACCACCUGAUCAAGUUAUUCCACAUAUUAGUGCUCAUGCACGUUCAUUGUUGAUGGAAUAUUUGGAAUGUAUUAUUAAUAAUCCUAUUCAUCCAGACAAAACCCCUGAUUUCCACAAUGCACUCAUUUUCGAAUAUCUCACCAAGAUCAACACCUUUAUUAGACAUUCACCAGCUCCAAGAGCUCAAGAAACACCUGCUGCCUCUGAAUUGGGCAAUCUUCGUGAAAUUAGAUUAAAGUUGAUCAACUUUUUACAAACUUCUAAAUUUUAUCUACCAGAAAAAAUGUUAUCAAGAUUCCCUGUUGAUGAUUUAUUUGAAGAAAGAGCCAUUUUAUUAAGUAAGAUUGGUAGACAUGAACAAGCAUUGGCAAUUUAUGCACAUAAACUUAAAAACUUUAAGAUGGCAGAGGAAUAUUGCGAUAGAGUAUAUAAUCGUGAUAGUCAAGACUCGAGAGAUGUCUAUCUCAACCUUUUAAAUGUAUAUUUGAAACCUGAAGGAACCGAUUCCAAACCACUGAUUGGACCAGCACUUGCUCUACUCAACAAACACUAUCGAUCAAUCAACACUCCAAACGCACUCGGCUUGUUGCCUCUUGAAACCUCCAUCAAAGAACUCUAUCCAUUUUUCGAAUCUGUCAUUCGUGACAAUACCAAAACAAAAAGAGAUAAUCAAGUUAUUAAAAAUUUAUUUAAAGCUGAAAAUGUAAAGAUUAAAGAGGAAUUAAUUCAUUUAAGAUCAGGUGUAAUUAAAAUUACAGAUGAUUUAAUUUGUCCUUAUUGCAAUAAGAGAUUUGUUGGUACAAAUGCAUUUGCUGCUACUCCAAGUGGUACUGCAAUUCAUUAUGUUUGUUUCCAAAACCAACAAAAUCAAAAGAAUUUAAUGAAUGGGUCAAAUAAUAAUGCAAACAAUUUCCAACCUGGAUCGUAUGAAUACUAA
This is a messenger RNA of Cavenderia fasciculata, 2580 nucleotides long. RefSeq names its product tetratricopeptide-like helical domain-containing protein (gene vps39). Gene Ontology annotation, molecular function: protein binding. Bases 1 to 2580 code for a protein of 859 amino acids. Gene Ontology annotation, cellular component: cytoplasm; membrane. Gene Ontology annotation, biological process: vesicle-mediated transport; autophagy; endosomal vesicle fusion. The record is from RefSeq and is a predicted model, not a curated record. NCBI's taxonomy places the organism in Eukaryota, Evosea, Eumycetozoa, Acytosteliales, Cavenderiaceae. The transcript has 8 exons.